This is a messenger RNA of Ricinus communis (castor bean), 1386 nucleotides long. RefSeq names its product (+)-neomenthol dehydrogenase. Gene Ontology annotation, molecular function: oxidoreductase activity, acting on the CH-OH group of donors, NAD or NADP as acceptor. The record is from RefSeq and is a predicted model, not a curated record. Gene Ontology annotation, cellular component: membrane. Lineage: Eukaryota; Viridiplantae; Streptophyta; Magnoliopsida; Malpighiales; Euphorbiaceae. Bases 176 to 1096 code for a protein of 306 amino acids. The transcript has 5 exons.
GAUAUUUUGCUUUCACAGGGAAGAUAAGAGAGUAAUUAUUUAUAUUGGAACAUUUUGUUGAAACACAUGUUUAUUUCUUGUAUAAAACUGAGAUUGCAUUACACAGGAGAUAAGAAUUCACCAGUUCCGCAUUCCUUGUAGCAACUAUCCCAUUCUUAUUCAUUUCUAACUCACCAUGGCACCAGGCCCCAAUGCUACUACAACAAAAAGAUAUGCAGUUGUCACUGGAGCUAACAAGGGGAUAGGAUUCGAAAUUUGUAGACAGUUGGCUUCUAAUGGCAUUGUAGUGGUCUUAACAGCCAGAAAUGAGAACAGAGGCCUUGAAUCUGUUAAAAAGCUUAAAAACGCUGGUAUCUCUGAUGAUCAUCUGGUUUUCCAUCAGCUUAAUGUGUUGGACUCUGAAAGUGUUGGUUCUCUGGCAGAUUUCAUCAGAACUAAGUUUGGAAAACUUGAUAUUCUGGUAAACAAUGCUGGCAUCGGUGGAGUUGUUUUGAACCCUGAUAAUUUGCAAAGAACUUUUGAACUUGGUGGCGGUUUGUCAUAUGAGAAUCAGGCCACUUGGAACGGACUUUCAACUCAAACUUUUGAGAUGGCAGAACUAUGUCUGGAAACAAACUACUAUGGUGGAAGAAGAAUGGUUGAAGCACUUGCUCCCCUCUUGCAGUUGUCUGAUUCGGCAAGGAUUGUAAAUGUUUCUUCAAUGUUGGGACUGUUGCAGAAUAUACCGAGUGAGUGGGCAAAAGGUGUGUUGGGUGAUGUUGAAAGCCUCAAUGAAGAUAGAGUGGAUGAGGUGGUGAACGAGUUUCUCGAGGAUUUCCAGGAUGGUUUGCUAGAAUCCAAUGGGUGGCCUACUAAUUUGUCCGCCUAUAUCGUUGCAAAAGCUGCUGUGAAUGCUUACACAAGGGUUGUAGCCAAUAAGUACCCAAGUUUCCUUGUUAAUGCCGUAUGCCCUGGCUCUUGCAAGACCGAUUUUGCCCACAAUGUUGGCCUCUUAUCCGCAGCUGAAGGAGCUGAAAGUCCCGUCAGAUUAGCGUUGCUGCCUAAAGAUGGGCCUUCCGGUUGUUUCUUCUAUAGGAAAGAAAUAUCACGUUUCUGAACGGGAACAAAUUAUCAACACGCAACGUCUACAAUUAUUGAAUAUUUACGUCUUAUCACAGACUAUUUUCCGUAAGUUCUUACCUAAAUUCAUUCGGCUGUCACAAUAAAGUGAAAGUUUUUCCUAAAUUCUUCAAUGCCUUCUUCUACUCCAAUGUAACGAAAUAGACAAGUAAUGUAUUUUAUUCUAGAGAAGGUAAUUUUAAAAUCGCUUUGUAUUUUAUUUUUAUUUUAUUGUUUUAUAAUAUUAAUGAAAUAAUAUUUUAUACAAUUAAUAAUAUUUAUUUAUAA